AGAAACAUUGGGGUAACAGUCACCCCGCUAUAGUUCCAGGCAUUGUGGCACCUCAGUAAGCAAACACAUAUUUGUCGAGUUGUAUUAUUACACACAGGAGUAGACAGACAGAGAGGAAAGUUUAUAGGUUACACAGUAUCUGCACUUCCAGCCCAGGUCACGCUCAGCCCAAGUGGAACCGUAUCUGUAGCAGCGGAGUUUGCAAUCCAUGGCCGAGUGUUGCAGGGCAAAAGGGUAUCAAUAGUAAAUGGCUUGGCCGCUGUAUCCAGGCUGUGGCCCCUAUGGGGUUUGGCUGCUGGGCAGAUCAUGCAAUGAGUGCCAGUUGCCUCCAUGAUGGGCUGGUGUGGCUGCUAUUUACCCGCAAUGAUUCCCCUUGUUUUCUGCCUGAUAUUGUUGCCCCCUGUGCCAGAUUCUAUUAAAAUAAUGUUGUACAAAGAGGUUUAGUUGGGGCCGGUAAGGCAUCUGGCUGCUGGGGCUCUUUGAGGACUGCAAUUAUGGAGAGCUCCUCUAUGGAUCAGUAGCGCCACCUUUUGGCCAGCACGUGGCAUUGCUGCAAAGCAGAAAACAACAAUUAAUGGGGGGCACUCAGAUGCAGAAUCUGAAGGGCCGAUGGCAGCUAGACUCGGCCCAUGUGUGGCCACCUAGAAAUGAAUGCUACAGCCACUCUGCACCCCACAUCAUUAAUACAGACACAUAAGGUAUGUAAGGGAGGGAUUUAAUAAAGCACAAUGUUUUGGUGUAUUGUUACAAAAUCUGUAAAACAUAUAAUUUAGUCCAUAGCAAGUACAGUGUCCCAGAAAAUAACAGCAGCGCUCAGGCUUAUAGGUGGGGGGGGCAGGAGUGCUACUGUGUUUGUACUAAAUUAUCUACAUCCCCAAGUGAGUGCACUGGAAACCGAUCCCCCCCAUCCUGGGCAGGUCUGGGGCAGUGGGGCCACUUCUGGCACAAAUCUGAUGCUGCCAAAUCUUGGAGCCACACAUUAAAUAGUUGCAUUUUAGUUUGAAGGCUGGGACCUUGGGGCGCUGAACGCUAAAUGCAACAAUGUCUCCAAAAUGGUUCUCUUGUGUGGGUCUGUUUUAUUGGGCGGGCACAGCGGGGUGUAAUGGUACCAGGGAGGGUAUCUCUAUAGGAAGCAGGAGGGAGAGGGGCAGAGAAAGGCAAAGGCCAGAGGAGAUGGAGCAGAACACUGACAUGUAUGCGGACCUUGAAUAUAUCAGCCAGGACAGACAGAGCCCAGAGAAGCCGGCCAGACGGCACCCAGAGAUGUCGUACGAACUCAGCACUAUCAGCCAACAACGGGAGCCAGAGGUCACUGAUGAUAAUCUAGCCUGCACGGAGCAAGAGAAAGUCCCCAUAUACUUACAGUGGAGGUUCAUUGGAGGCAUGUACCUGUUUGCCCUGCUGUUGGGGGGAGUCGUAUUCUCCCUGCUGGCAGCCUAUCUGCAGGUACAUGCCGAGAUGCUGGUGACCCACGAGGAACUAGAACAGAUGCUCCUGAAGCAAAGCCUCUUACUGAAGCAGCGGGAGAAAGAAAAGGCUAAUGUCAACUCUCUUCGGGAUACCCAGUUGGCUUUACAAAAGGAAUACCACUUCCUGCAGGAGGAGCUGUUCCCCGAACUGCGGCACAACCAGUCCCUGCUGCUGCAGAAGAGAGACAGGAUCCAAGGGAAGAUCCAGGAUAUAAGCAUUAAGCAUCGUUCCUUGCAGGAAGAGUAUGAUCUGUUGAAGAGUCACAUCCCCAUCUCAAAGCAAAGCGACAUGGUGCAAAACUGCCAGAAAACGUCCCCAGAAUCUGAACGCCAGGUUUGCUACUUUUGCCCUCCCGGAUGGAAGGUUUAUGGGGCUUCAUGUUACUUCUUGCACCUGGAUUCCCAGAACUGGGAGAUCAGCCUGAAGCGGUGCCAGAUGCAGGGCGGCCAUCUUGCUGUGAUAACUAGUCUGGAGGAGCAGAACUUCCUGAAGUCUAUGGUGAAGAACGUGUCCUGGAUUGGCUUGUCGGACCGCAAGAAGGAAGGGGACUGGCGCUGGGCAGAUGGAACCCCCUAUAAUUCAGCCCCAAAAUUCUGGCAGCCAAAUCAGCCGGAUAACAGAGGCAACGAAGAUUGUGUCACUUUGUCCCCAGGCUGGCUCUGGAACGAUGACAAGUGCCGCAAGCCGUACAACAGUGUGUGUGAGAGAAACGCUAACAAGGUCUUCCUGCAGGGGGGGAUACUGAGUAACUAGCCCUCACAGCCCACUAUCCUUGCUUACCUGUAGCCGUAGCUUUAGAGACCACACAGUGUGACACCCUGGCACUUUACUCUCCGUCCUUCAGUCAUUUGGGGUUGGGCACUCACUGGCUAUUGGCACAUAUUAAAUGUAACAUUGCUGGUAUGGCUGGCAUAAAUGUUUAUUAAACUGUUCCAAUGUAUUUCCUCUUACAUAAUACAUAGUUACAUAGGGUUGAAAAAAGACCAGAGUCCAUCAAGCUCAACCCUUCCAAAUAAACCCAGCACUCACAACCUAUACUUACCAAUCUAUACACUCACAUACAUAAACUAUAUAUGCAAACAUUAAUACUAACUGUAUGUAACCCUUUCUUGGCACACUCACUUAUUUUGGGCUGUAUACUUGAUUAACAGGAGAUUUAGUUCCCUUUGCAAUAGUGAAAGGUACUGGGAACUGGGGUUUUAGCGCAAUGCCUCCACCUAGUGGACACUGAGGAGCACAGCUCAGGGGGAUUUCCACUAGGAGCAGUUUGCAGCAAAUUUUAACUUUAUAUAACGGUGUGAAAAUAAAAUACUUAUAACAUGCAA
Molecule: messenger RNA, 2795 nt
Organism: Xenopus tropicalis (tropical clawed frog)
Lineage: Eukaryota; Metazoa; Chordata; Amphibia; Anura; Pipidae
Gene: clec4ml
Product: C-type lectin domain family 4 member M like
Exons: 6
Coding region: 1042-2223 (393 amino acids)
Molecular function (GO): carbohydrate binding
Source: RefSeq, a predicted model, not a curated record